This is a messenger RNA of Lycium barbarum (goji berry), 1196 nucleotides long. RefSeq lists its product as uncharacterized. Gene Ontology annotation, biological process: transcription by RNA polymerase II. The record is from RefSeq and is a predicted model, not a curated record. NCBI's taxonomy places the organism in Eukaryota, Viridiplantae, Streptophyta, Magnoliopsida, Solanales, Solanaceae. The coding region runs from base 92 to 784 and encodes 230 amino acids. Gene Ontology annotation, molecular function: transcription coactivator activity. The transcript has 4 exons. Gene Ontology annotation, cellular component: nucleus.
GGUACAAGCAUCUGCACGAAGAACUCUUUCGACGAGCCAAUUACAAUUCCAAAUUCUCCAGAAAUCACUGAGAUUGAUCGGUGAAAGAAAGAUGCCGAAGAAAAUGGGAGUGAAUAGUAAAGCCGAAACGGCUAGGGCUCGCAAAGGCGCCAUGGAAUCCGAGCGCAAAGAUCGUGAAUCUCGAGAAAAAGAAGAUCAGUAUUGGCGUGAAGCCGAAGGAGCCAAGUCACGCGCCGCCAAGAAACGUGAAGAAGAAGCCGAGAAGAAAGCAGAAGCCGCAGCCAAGAAAGCCGAGGCCCGUCGCCUUGCUGAGCUGGAGGAGAAAGAGCUUGAGAAGUCGUUGAAGAAGCCGGACAAGAAAGCCAAUCGUGUCGCUAUUCCGGUACCAAAGGUGACUGAGGCAGAACUAAGGCAGAGAAAGGAGGCGGAACAGGCAGCGUUAGCGAAGAAGGCGGAGGAGGAUAAGCGGAGGCAGAGCCGUAUGGCAGGGGAAGAGGAGUAUGAGAAAAUGGUGCUUGUAACCAAUAGGAACCGCGAUGAUUCAAUUGUAGAGGCUAGUACUGUGGAUGAUGCCAUUGCUCACUUGGCUAUUUCUGAUAGUUUGCCACCGGAUAGGCAUCCUGAGAAGAGACUCAGGGCCGCCUUUAAGGCGUUUGAGGAGGCUGAGCUUCGUAAUCUGAAGGAGGAGAAACCGGGUCUGACACACACUCAGUACAAAGACUUGAUUUGGAAGAUGUGGAAGAAAUCUCCGGAUAAUCCUCUUAACCAGAUUGCAGAUAAAUAAUAGGUGCAUUGCCCUUUGUGCUGAUGUGGCUGGCAAUAGUCCUAUGGACACCGUUGCAGCUUUGGGGAUACAUUGAUGGUAUAUAGUGUGACCUGGUUGGUGUUGUCAGUCUUCUGCCAAACAUUUGGGGUGUGCUUAAUACUGUGUUUCUUCUGGUUGAAGUGUAAUGCUUCCUAAUUAGAUACUAUACCCCUCUGUAUUUUAUUAAAUUAAUCUCUGCACCAUGGCACUCAUGAUGUUCGUCCUUUGCUUAACAGUAAAUAACAUACUUAAAUAAGUCCUCGGUAUUUGACCGUGAAAGAUCCAAUCAAUAACUUUCUGACCUUCUCAGUAGCUGAAAGGGUGAAAGGAAGGAAUGUAAUCGAAUUGAUGAAGGGAAAAUGUGUGGAGCCAUCAGAUAAUUUCUUGUUUA